AUGAGCAAUAUCCACUUUCCAUCGUGGACUGAGCAGCAAAGCUUGUUCAAGUUGUCAUGUGCUGAUGCAGAAACAUGCAGUCUGUUAUCCAGUGUGGAUAACUCUAUGCCAUCUCUUCAGAGGACUGAGUCUGAACUAGGUACCAAGAAAAUGGCUAUUCCACGUCUUGCUGAAGGUGCCGAGUCUGCAUUCACGUCUCCCGGAAGAUUUCAUCGCCGUCACGUACGCCGAGCAUGCGAAUCCUGUCGACAGAGAAAGACAAAGUGUACUGGAGACAAGUCGGGGUGCCGGAAUUGCCGAGAGGCAGGUAUUAUCUGCUGCUAUACUGAUGGUAAAAGAGAGAAAUCGAAACGUCAACUAGCAAGCCUGUCCGCAAAGGUACAGGCGUACGAAGAUGUCAUCAGCAAGCUGAGCAAUCGAUUUGGUGUCUCCGACGAACAACUCGUGAACAUCGCCCUGGCAGUGCAUUGGACGGCGAUGCCAAUGCUACCGGAGAAAAGGACGUUGAAUUCUGAACCAUCUCCUUCACACCCCUCCUCAGAUACACCUCUCGAUCUUGUCGACCAUACAAAAGAGGACUUCAAUAGAGAUGAAGUAGCUCGCUCGACUGGAUUUAUGGGGAAAAGCUCUGAGAUCACUUGGCUGCAAAGGCUUAGCAAAGAAGUCAACAACGAGAACGAGGAGUGGCCGUGCAACAACGAGAACGCAGAUGACGAGAAUGCUUUACCAUCUCCUACGAUGACUCCACGCCCCGAAAAUACGAGUGAUUCACUGGUUGCGUCCUUGAAUUACUACCUUGACGAUUUGGAAAUUCCCAAUGCAGAUAAAGUCGAUUCCAGUGUCGUGCCCCCGAAAGAAACGGCAACGAAGCUGUUAAACUCCUAUCUGGCCUCAAUUCAUCCAUCUUUUCCAAUCAUCGGGAUUUCCACAUUUGUCUCCCAGUUUCAGGCAUACUUCAGCCAGCCAUCUUUAAAGCCUGGGAGUAAAUGGCUAGCCAUACUCAAUCUUAUUUUUGCAAUAGCUGCAAAAUACGAACAUUUGACCAGCGCAGGCUUGAAUGACGAAGAGGAUAACCACCAGGUUUACUUUUCACGAGCCAGGAUGCUUAGCCUGGAAGAUCAGUUGUUACAUCAUCCCGAUCUCCAGCAACUGCAGGUCGAAGGACUUACCUGCUUCUAUAUGAUCUCUUCCGGCCAUAUCAAUAGGGCUUGGAAACUUUCUGGCAGUGCGGUCCGAGGUGCAUUGGCUCUUGGUCUCCACCUUCGCAAUGUCGGAUCCUGUACUUCGAAUACCUCGAAAGAGAUCAGAUACCGUGUCUGGUGGUCAUUGUAUACGGUUGAGCAUCUUCUGACUGUCAUGACUGGUCGACCAUCCUGCAUCGUCGACAGUUCUUGCACUACACCCCUUCCCGUGCCGUUUGAUGAAAGCGACUUUCAGAAAGACGAAGUAUCUCUUUUAAUCAGUACCGCCGGACGAAGUACCUUCAGCCCCCUGGAGCAGAUGACCUUGAACAAUAGCGCAGCCAGACUCGAUUCGGCUGCUGAUUCAGACACAACGGAUGAAGGCAUUGAUUCUGAUACAAAAAUGAGUCGAGCUGAAUACUUGAAGAGUCUUGCACCAUGCAUGUCACUAUACUUCUUGCAGUUGACAUCGCUUACAACUAUUGCCAAAAGAAUGACCGUCAAGCUUUACAGCCCAGAGGCAUUGCAAGCCCCGUGGGCAAGUACCGAGUUUGUCAUCCAAAGCUUGAUGCUUGAUAUUGACUCUUGGUUCAUGAACCUUCCACCAUCCUACGACUUUACUUCUACGCAGACUUCGCAAUGCCCUCUAGGACAGCGAAUGGGACUUGCUUUUCUCUUCUACAGCACAAAGAUUGGCAUGACACGCCCAUGUCUGUGUCGACUUGAUAGCUCACAUUCAGAUGGCGAUCGAACCUAUGAGUUCUGCAGCAAGACGGCCGCGGAGUGUGUCGAGUCAGCAUGCCACAUGUUGACAUUGUUCCCGGAUUCUCCAGAUGCCGCGCUCCUGCAUCGGAUAUCCCCGUGGUGGUGUACACUUCACUACCUCAUGCAAUCCACGACUGUCCUAUUAUUGGAGCUUGCAUUCCAAGCCCAACAUGUUCCCGAAAAGGCAGCGAUGGUCUCCAAAGCAGCCAAGAAAGCACUUGACUGGCUAUACACCUUGUCUAUGACAAAUGCCGCAUGUGAGCGUGCAUGGAGACUCUGCGAUGGAUUUUUACGCCGCCUUGCACCUCAGUUCGGUAUCAGUAUCUCUGAUCUAUCUGAAAAUGAGGAUUCAUCUUCAUCCUCCCUUCUCGAUGCCCCAGAGCUCGACACGGCCGCACUUGUCGCGGAUGAUUCGGCUAUGGAUAACCUUUCGUUUAAUCCGUCUACUGUACUGCCUUCAACAAAUGCAAUCGACAGUAUCGCUGCAGAUAUGGACUCUAUCGCUUGCUCGCCGAUGGAUCAUUCGGGCACCACACCCGGGAUGUCGGCGCCUUACAAAAUAGAGCCACCGGACCUAAUGGAUCCGUUCAUUAAGCCUGAUAAGUCAAGCUCCAGUCGAAGCUCUUACGAUGACUACUUCCCUUAUGACCCAGCGACUGGCCAGAUUACCGGCUCCUUUUUCCCACCAACAGGACCAAAUCUAGAUCUUGACUUGGGCUACUUCUGGGGAGAUCCUAUAUGUUGA
Penicillium cosmopolitanum is the source of this 2691-nucleotide messenger RNA. Its product is annotated as CeGAL family transcription factor. Gene Ontology annotation, molecular function: DNA-binding transcription factor activity, RNA polymerase II-specific; zinc ion binding; DNA binding. Gene Ontology annotation, biological process: regulation of DNA-templated transcription; DNA-templated transcription. Lineage: Eukaryota; Fungi; Ascomycota; Eurotiomycetes; Eurotiales; Aspergillaceae. The record is from RefSeq and is a predicted model, not a curated record. The coding region runs from base 1 to 2691 and encodes 896 amino acids. The transcript has 5 exons.